Messenger RNA from Caenorhabditis elegans, 883 nucleotides. It is a transcript of the gene pas-4, whose product is annotated as Proteasome subunit alpha type-7. Gene Ontology annotation, biological process: protein catabolic process; ubiquitin-dependent protein catabolic process. Lineage: Eukaryota; Metazoa; Nematoda; Chromadorea; Rhabditida; Rhabditidae. The record is from RefSeq and is marked reviewed. The transcript is spliced from 4 exons. Gene Ontology annotation, cellular component: proteasome core complex, alpha-subunit complex; nucleus; proteasome core complex. Bases 1 to 762 code for a protein of 253 amino acids.
AUGAACAGAUACGAUCGUGCUAUCACUAUCUUCUCCCCUGAUGGACACUUGUUCCAAGUGGAAUAUGCCCAGGAAGCUGUCAAGAAGGGUUCGACUGCGGUCGGUGUUCGCGGAAAGGAUUGCAUUGUUAUCGGUGUUGAGAAGAAGUCAAUUCCAGCUCUUCAAGAUGACCGCACAAUCCGUAAAAUUCAUAUGAUCGACGACCAUGUGAUGCUCGCUUUUGCUGGAUUGUCCGCAGAUGCUCGUGUUCUUGUUGAUCGUGCUCGUAUCGAGUGCCAGUCGUACAAGUUGACUCUUGAAGAUCCAGUUACCGUUGCCUAUAUCUCCAGAUAUAUUGCAAACACGAAGCAGCGCUUCACACAAUCUCCAGGACGUCGCCCAUUCGGAAUUUCAAUGCUCAUUGGAGGAUUCGAUCAUGACGGAACUCCACGUCUUUUCAAAACCGAGCCAUCUGGAGCUUACUACGAGUACGUUGCCAACGCGACUGGAAGAGGAGAGAAACCAGUGCGUGAAUACCUUGAGGAGCAAUACAGCGAGGAAAAUACUGUCGACGAAGCUACCACUCUUAAAUUGGUUGUAAAGUCGCUGGCUCAGGUCGUACCACCAGGAUCACAAAAUAUCGAGAUUGCAGUCAUGAAAAAAGUUAAUGAUGAGCUGCAGCAACGUGUAUUGUCAACUGAAGAAAUCGAGGCUCUCCUGAAGGUUGUUGAGACAGAACGUGUGGCUGCUGAGGCUGAAGAGGCUGCAUCCAAGAAGAAGUAGAUUCGAACUUUUGUCUUCUGUCCAUUAUCCGUGUGUAUUGAUUUCCCAGUUAUCUGCUCCCCUUUUCAAAACCUAAUUUAUUUUAUUCAUCUUUAUUGACGGGAAUGAAAAAGUUUUCCCU